AGAACUUUGAGAGUUUUAUCAAACAUGAUGCAUUCUCCAUAGAUUAUAUGCUAAGUGUUUGAUAAAUCUUUACAAAGUUCAUCUCAUUAUUCAUAAAUUUACAACAGGACCUAUUAAAAUCAGUAGUCAAAAUGUCUGGAGGAGAUGCAGAGAAGGGAAGAAGAGUCGCCACCAUUGGUGUUGCAACCUUGCUAAUGGUGGCUAUGGUUGUGGCCGUCACAGUUGGCAUCAACAGCAAUCAUCAUAAGAGCGAAGCAAACAAUGAUAUAGAAGACAACAUCAAGGACAAUAGCCGCGUCGCGGCCACGGUAAACGCAGUCCAAACCCUUUGCCAUCCCACUGAUUACAAGAAGGAAUGUGAGGAAACCUUGAUAGCUGAGGCUGACAACAGUCACAACACCACAGACCCAAAAGAACUAAUCAAAAUUGCCUUCAACAUUACAAUUAAGAAACUUGGUGACAAACUCAAGGAAACUGAUCUGUUGCAUGAGGUUGAGAAGGAGCCAAGAGCCAAGAUGGCACUUGACUCGUGCAAACAACUCAUGGAUCUUUCAAUUGAGGAGUUAACAAGGUCAAUUGAUGGAAUAGGUGAGUUUCAUCUCAAGAAUCUUGACAAAAUCCUCAUGAAUGUUAAGGUUUGGCUCAGUGGUGCAGUCACAUACCAAGAUACAUGCUUGGAUGGGUUUGAGAACACCACUAGUGAAGCUGGUACAAAGAUGAAGGAAUUUUUAACAACAAGCAUGCACAUGAGCAGCAAUGCCCUGGCUAUUGUCUCUAAGCUUGCUGACGCCGUAUCAGAAUGGAACAUUACAAAAUUAACCGGGCGUCGCCUUCUUCAGGAUUCUGAGACUCCCUCAUGGGUUGAAAUUGAUCAUCGUAGACUCCUUGAUGCAAAGAAAAAUACAUUAAAACACAAGCCUAAUGUGACUGUAGCCAUAGAUGGAAGUGGAGAUUUCAAGAGCAUCAAUGAGGCAUUGGAGAAGGUUCCUAAGCAUAACAAAAAACCAUUUGUGAUUUACAUCAAGGAGGGGAUUUACCAUGAGUAUGUUGAAGUUAACAAGCAUAUGACCCAUGUUGUGUUUGUUGGUGAUGGUGGCAAGAAGACACGAAUCACUGGCAACAAAAACUUCAUAGAUGGAAUCAACACUUACAGAACCGCAACUGUUGCUAUCCAAGGAGAUCAUUUUGCUGCCAUCAAUAUGGGUUUUGAGAACUCUGCAGGCCCCCAUAAGCAUCAAGCAGUAGCUCUAAGGGUUCAAGCUGACAAGUCCAUAUUCUAUAAUUGUUCAAUGGAUGGGUAUCAAGAUACACUCUAUGCACACACCAUGCGCCAAUUCUAUAGGGAUUGUACUAUUUCAGGUACUAUAGACUUUGUCUUUGGUAAUGGGCUAGUCGUUUUUCAGAAAUGCACUUUCGUGGUCCGAAAGCCUAUGGCAAACCAGCAAUGCAUUGUAACUGCACAAGGUAGGAAAGAGAGGCAGGGACCAUCUGGAAUAGUAAUUCAAGGGGGCUCCAUUGUAUCUGACCCUGAGUUCUACCCGGUGAGGUUUGAUAACAAGGCCUACCUCGCCCGUCCGUGGAAGAAUUACUCGAGGACCGUCUUCAUGGACACCUACAUUGAUGAUUUGAUUCAUCCUGAUGGAUAUUUGCCAUGGCAAGGAUUAAAUGGACCUUCUGGCAUGGACACUUGCUUCUAUGCUGAGUACCAUAACACCGGCCCCGGUUCUGACAAAUCAAAGCGCGUAAAUUGGGCUGGGAUUUGGAACCUAAACUCAAAGGCUGCACAUUGGUUCUCACCAUCCAAAUUCUUCCAUGGAGAUGAUUGGAUUGAGGUUACUGGAAUUCCUUAUUUUUCUAGCAUUCCAGGACACUACAAACACAAGAAGACAUCACUUAAUUGGUGAUGGUGAUGACGGAUGCUCGAGAGAGACUAAUAGUUAGUUAAUUCUCCCACUAUUCAUUUCCUUUUUUCUUCUUGAUUUUAUUAAUUUGUUCUUGAGUCUUCAUAUUCUUGAAGGGAUGUAAAGACUCGCAAUUGAUCAAUGUUUUUGUGACUUCAAUUUUUUGUUUUGUU
Messenger RNA from Lotus japonicus, 2074 nucleotides. RefSeq names its product probable pectinesterase/pectinesterase inhibitor 21. The transcript is spliced from 2 exons. Gene Ontology annotation, biological process: cell wall modification. The coding region runs from base 132 to 1904 and encodes 590 amino acids. The record is from RefSeq and is a predicted model, not a curated record. Gene Ontology annotation, molecular function: pectinesterase inhibitor activity; pectinesterase activity. NCBI's taxonomy places the organism in Eukaryota, Viridiplantae, Streptophyta, Magnoliopsida, Fabales, Fabaceae.